UUUUUGGCAAUCCUCCUCUGUCCUCACGCCUUUUUUCGAUCGACAUUACAUGCUACAAGAAAUUCGCAUCUCCCUGUGACAAGAUCAUUUACGAUUAUGGCAUCUUCCAAAGCCUCCACAUCCGAUGUCACGGUAUCUAGUGUCGAGGGCAUGCAGCAAUUGCUCUUCGUGCAGAUGGGCUUUGGGUGCGAUCAACAUGGGCAAGACGCCACCAAAGCGGCCGUCAAGGCCUGUCGCAACGCGAUCGAGUGGAAUUCGCUUCCGUCGAUAAACCAGAUCGUCCCAGGAGGGUACGAUGCCAUGAAAGUGCGUGUGCAGAUAGCCGUGCCAGUGGAUGCGUCAAACAUCGACACAGAAGCCAUCAAAAAAGCAUUUCCAUACGGUCAGCUCUUACCCGUAGAGAUCCAAAGCGGGGGAAUGCGUGCGUCGAGUGGCAUCGCCUUGCCGGCCAUGGGCGACCGGAAUGACGAUUGGAUCGUGGCGAUUGCCGCAGUGUCCGUAGGAUGGUGAGAGUCGACUAGUACGGCGUCCUCCUGAGGAAGGCCAGUAAGGCACUUUUUGGAGGGUCAUUGGGAGGUCCGACAAGACCGAGGGAGAGAAGGGAGGUGCAG
Messenger RNA from Nannochloropsis gaditana CCMP526, 611 nucleotides. RefSeq lists its product as uncharacterized. The record is from RefSeq and is a predicted model, not a curated record. The transcript has 3 exons. The annotation marks the transcript as partial.